GCAUUGCACUGCCUCUGCUUCAGGACCCGCAAUCCUGCAAAUCUUCCUUUCCAACUUCAUUCAGUCUCCUUCCCAGAAGGCACUUCUCUGACCAAGUUCACUAUCUUGGACGUGUUUGCGCGCUUGUAGGCCUGUUCGGAUCUGACGCGAAACAAAACGAUACACGCACAGAAGCAAAUGAGAGCAGCUGAAAGGACGCCAAACCACCCCGUCUUUUACCACGCUCCUUUGUAUCCGGCAAGCCAAAAGUUGGAGCCAAGACGCGCAACGAGGCUAGGACACAAGACAGGCUGGGCUGCCCAACCCCGACAAUCCCGUCACAUCGUCCACAGCGCGACCGUUUGAGCUUUCACCGCGUGUCUCUAGACAAGUCUUUUUGCCCAUUUGUCGACAUUCUCUUCCCCAUCAAGAGCCAGACUGGUUGGGAAAGCCGCAGGACGUUAUCUGCGCUAAUCCAGGCAACGAUCUGACCUUCGCUACAUCAAACCCUUCCCACCCAACCUUUUGAUACACCACAUAGCAUCGUCCUUCCAAAUCAUACUCCCAUCAUGGCGGACGGUGCACCCGAUAUCAGCACUGUCCUGACGAAUUCGCUCAGUCCUGAUGCGAAUCUUCGAAAUGCUGCUGAGCAACAGCUUACCCAGGCCGCCGACAACAACUUUUCACUGUACCUCGCGACCCUCGUACAAGCACUCGCAGAUGAGAACGGCGAAGGUCACAUCCGAGCCGCUGCUGGUAUUGCCCUGAAGAACGCGUUCACUGCUCGAGAAUAUGCACGGCAGGCAGCACUGCAGCAAAAAUGGCUCCAGCAGACAGACGAACCGACAAAAACCAGAGUCAAGGAGUUGGCCCUCCAGACACUCGGCUCAAGUAACACACAGGCUGGCCAGGCGACGGCUCAGGUCGUCGCCUCCAUUGCAGCCAUCGAGCUGCCCCGCAACCAGUGGCAGGAUCUGAUGGCUUCGCUCGUCCGCAACGUGUCCGAGGGCAGUCCUCACCAGAAGCAGUCCUCUCUAACUACGAUUGGCUUUAUCUGUGAGAGCCAGGAUCAGGACCUGCGGGCCAGCCUGGUCGGCCACUCGAAUGCCAUCCUCACGGCCGUGGUUCAGGGUGCUCGAAAGGAGGAGACGAACCUCGAGGUUCGUCUGGCCGCCAUAACGGCCCUGGGCGACUCCCUCGAGUUCGUUGAGAACAACUUCAAACACGAAGGCGAGCGCAACUACAUCAUGCAGGUCGUAUGCGAAGCUACUCAGGCCGACGACCCUCGGAUACAGCAGGGCGCUUUCGGCUGUCUGAACAGGAUCAUGGGCCUCUACUACGACAAGAUGCGCUUCUACAUGGAGAAGGCCCUGUUUGGCUUGACCAUCCUGGGCAUGAAGAGCCAGGAUGAGGAUGUUGCUAAGCUGGCCGUUGAGUUCUGGAGCACUGUCUGUGAGGAGGAGAUCGCGAUUGAGGAUGACAACGCACAGGUCGAUAGCUCGGACCAGAUGCGACCUUUCUACAACUUCGCGCGUGUCGCUACUAACGAGGUUGUGCCAGUUCUAUUGACCCUCCUGACGAAACAGGACGAGGAUGCAGCCGACGACGAGUACAACAUCUCCCGUGCUGCCUACCAGUGCCUUCAGCUCUAUGCACAGGCUGUCCAGGCCACCAUCAUUCCUCCCGUCAUCCAGUUCGUCGAGGCCAACCUGCGCUCUGAUGAUUGGCACAACCGGGACGCGGCAGUCUCUGCCUUUGGCGCCAUUAUGGAGGGACCCGAUGAGAAGGUGCUCGAGCCCAUAGUGAAGUCGGCCCUGCAGAUCCUCAUCCAGAUGAUGGAGGAUCAAUCUGUCCACGUUCGGGACUCGACGGCUUAUGCUCUUGGUCGUAUCACCGAGGGAUGCUCGGACGCUAUCGACCCGGCCACACACCUCGAGCCUCUGAUUCGAUCCCUCUUCUCUGGUCUCCAGACCAACCCCAAGAUGGGUCCUUCCUGCUGCUGGGCGCUCAUGAACCUUGCCGAGCGGUUUGCCGGCGACCCUGGCGCGCAGACCAAUGCUCUCACUGCUCACUUCAACGACAGCAUCCAGUCCCUUCUCACUGUCACGGCGCGGCCCGACUGCGACAAUGUGGUCCGCACUGCCGCCUACGAGGUUUUGAAUACAUUUGUCACCAAUGCCGCCCAGGACUCUGCCCAAUCGGUCGCCCAGCUCUCGAGCGUCAUUCUUGAGCGUCUUGAGAACACAGUUCCCAUGCAGAGCCAAGUCGUCAGCGUGGAGGACAGGAUCACACUCGAGGACAUGCAGACAAGUCUCUGCUCUGCCCUCACAGCGAUAAUUUCUCGCCUGGACAAGGAGAUCGUGCCGCAGGGCGAUCGCAUCAUGCAGAUCCUCCUUCAGCUGCUGAGCUCAGCUGGUGCUAAGUCUAGCGUUCCCGAGGCCGCCUUCGCUGCCAUCAGCUCGCUUGCGAACGCCAUGGAGGAAGAAUUCGUCAAGUACAUGGAGGCAUUCCUGCCCUUCCUCCACAAUGCGCUCGGCAACCAGGAAGAGCCCGGGCUGUGCUCCAUGGCUAUCGGCCUUGUGAGCGACAUCACCCGAUCGCUCGGAGAGCAGAGCGCGCCCUGGUGCGAUGGCUUCAUGAACUACCUGCUUAACAACCUGAGGUCCACGACCCUGUCCAACCAAUUCAAGCCCGCUAUCCUGCAGUGCUUUGGUGAUAUUGCCACUGCCAUCAGCGGCCACUUUGAGAAGUACCUGUCGGUCGUCGCGCAGGUUCUCCAGCAAGCAGCCACUGUGACCGCGAGCCCUGAGGCAGGCUAUGAGAUGUAUGACUACGUCAUCUCACUCCGGGAGGGUAUUAUGGACGCUUGGGGCGGCAUCAUUGGCGCUAUGAAGGCCAGCGAGAAGACCCAAAUACUUCAUCAAUACGUUGAGUCCAUCUUCCAGCUGCUCAACGUUAUUGCCAACGACAUGAACCGCAGCGAGUCCCUGAUGCGGGCCUCCAUGGGCGUUAUCGGCGAUCUUGCAGAUGCAUACCCUGAUGGACAGCUCGUUGAAGCUUUCCGCCAGGACUGGGUUACCGCCAUGAUCAAGGACACGCGGUCCAACCGCGAAUUCGCGCCUCGGACCAUCGAGACGGCCCGCUGGGCUCGUGAGCAGGUUAAGCGGCAGCUCGGAGGCAGCGCCAACCUCAUGACAACCUGAGGAAUAAAUUGGAGCUAGCUCCCUGUGGCUCCCCCUUCUGUAUUCCGCAAAUCACAUUCUUCCCUUUUAUGACAGCCCCACGAACGAUGCAUCACGACGCAACUGGUCUUCGGACCAUUCACUCCUCUCUGUCUCUCGAAGCUCACGAAAACUUCGCACGAGAGGAAGAUUGCAGCAUUACCCGAUCUCAACCCCCCACCCCCCAUCCCUUUUCAGACAUCACACUACCCCUGGACGGCAACCCACGACACUUGACAACAUAAAUGUACACAACCCCCCGUGCGUUACAGGUUGAGGAGUCGAUAUCCCCCCCCCCCUCUUUCCCCCCCCCAAAUACCCCCCUUCCCCAAAGACACUACACUUAGAACACCUUUUGAAAUGCUGCUAGCUUUGUUAUGUUGCUUAUUCACCCUGGGUUUUCCCAUAUUGGCAAAAAAAAAAAAAGAAAAGGGAAACCACUCGAAUAGCAAAUCAUGUAUCGCCCACGCCACGGCUGGGCAAACUUCACGUCAUGUAAAGAAGGGUGAAAGAGAGGCGUCAAAGGAAAGGCAAGAAAGGCAAGACAAGAGUCGAGCCGAGCCUCGGAUUGGACUCCCUCCAAGUGGACAGGAGCCACCGGGUAAUGCUCGCGUUUUCAGGAUCGGGGGAAGACUUUCUAGCGAUGGGAAAGUUACUCGAUGUUACUCCUGGGCCGACUCGAGGAGUUGAAAGAAGACAAAGACGACACAUCACGGCUACCGCAGACUUUGUUAUUUUUCGGCCGAUGGCAUCCUUUGACCCUUUUGGCUUAUGACGAGAUGCUAGAUGGCGUUUCUACAUCGAGUUGACUUGGCAAGAGAGAGAAAAGAGCUGAUGGCCGGAGUCUGGGAAGACAUAGACGAUGCCAGGCUAUUUGGUCGAGUGACCAUGGCUACUUUAUAAGGCUCGUUUUUUGGUAGCAAAAUCAACACCCUGAAUACCCCCC
This is a messenger RNA of Cryphonectria parasitica EP155, 4146 nucleotides long. RefSeq lists its product as uncharacterized. The record is from RefSeq and is a predicted model, not a curated record. NCBI's taxonomy places the organism in Eukaryota, Fungi, Ascomycota, Sordariomycetes, Diaporthales, Cryphonectriaceae. Gene Ontology annotation, biological process: protein import into nucleus. Gene Ontology annotation, molecular function: nuclear import signal receptor activity; small GTPase binding. Gene Ontology annotation, cellular component: nucleus; cytoplasm. The transcript has 6 exons. The coding region runs from base 549 to 3182 and encodes 877 amino acids.